Messenger RNA from Tyto alba (common barn owl), 4215 nucleotides. It is a transcript of the gene RNF217, whose product is annotated as ring finger protein 217. Gene Ontology annotation, biological process: protein polyubiquitination; positive regulation of proteasomal ubiquitin-dependent protein catabolic process; ubiquitin-dependent protein catabolic process. The transcript is spliced from 6 exons. Bases 276 to 1682 code for a protein of 468 amino acids. Gene Ontology annotation, molecular function: ubiquitin conjugating enzyme binding; ubiquitin protein ligase activity; zinc ion binding. Gene Ontology annotation, cellular component: cytoplasm; ubiquitin ligase complex. The record is from RefSeq and is a predicted model, not a curated record. NCBI's taxonomy places the organism in Eukaryota, Metazoa, Chordata, Aves, Strigiformes, Tytonidae.
GGGCGCGGCCGGGCGCGCUGCCCCGCGGUACCAGGGGCGGCUGCCCGCCUCUGCCGCGGUAUGGGGGUCGGGCUGCGGCCGGGACCCCGCGGGCGGCGCUGAGCGGAGCGGGACUCGCCGCUGCUGUUGCCGCUUCUUCCCCCCCCCCCCCCCCGCGGCUCCGCAGGGAGGAGGCCGGGCGGCGGCCGGCGCGGGGCUCGGGACCCGGAAGCAGAAGCGGCAGCGGGGCCGGGAGGCGGCUGGAUGGGAAGGAGCGGCGGCGGCGGCGGGCGGCGAUGGGGGAGCAGCAGAGCUCGCUGAGCGCCCCGCGGGCGGCUGCUGCUGCCUCCGCCGCCGCCUCGCCGCCGAGCCCGCCCGGGGGACCGAGGGAUCCCGGCCCGGACGAGCCGCCUCCGCCGCGAGAGGCGGCCCCGGGCGGCAGGGCGGCCGGGCCGGGGCGGAGCGGGGAGCCGCCGCCGGCCGCCGCCAGCCCCGAGCGGCGAAGGGCCGAGGAGGAGGAGGAGGAGGAAGAGCAGGAGGCAGCGGCCGGGCCGGAGGAGCCGGCGGCCCUGGCGGAGGAGGGGCCGGGACCGGAGGGGGGCAGCGGCCGCCGCCGCCCCCCCCGGCGGCACGUGUACUGCACCGUCUACUGCGUAGAGAACGACCGGCCGGCGGCGGCCCCCGCCCCCCCCCGCGGCGGCGGCCCGGGCGGGGGGCAGCCCCCGGCGCGGCGCGGGCCGGCGGCGGGCGGCGACCCGCUGUCUGCGGGCGGCAGCAUCGAGGUGGUGGACUUGUACCUGCUGCCGGAGCCCUUCUCCGGGCUGAUCGCGGGGGAGUUCGGGCCGCUGCUGGUGCUGAGCUGCCGCGUCUGCCUGGAGGAGAAGCCCAUCAAGCCGCUGUCCUGCUGCAAGAAGGCGGUGUGCGAGGAGUGCCUCAAGCGGUACCUCAGCUCCCAGGUGCAGCUGGGACAAGCAGAUAUAAAAUGCCCGAUCACAGAGUGCAGCGAACACCUGGAUGAAACAACUGUCCUCUAUAACCUGCCCCAUGACGACAUCAUCAAGUAUAAAUAUUUCCUGGAACUCAGCCGCAUUGACUCCAGCACCAAGCCAUGCCCUCAGUGCAAGCACUUUACAACCUUCCGGAGGAGAGGCCACAUUCCUACCCCUGCCAAAUUGGAGAACAAAUACAAAAUCCAGUGUCCAUCUUGCCAAUUUGUCUGGUGUUUCAAGUGCCAUUCUCCCUGGCAUGAAGGCGUUAACUGCAAAGAAUACAAGAAGGGAGACAAGCUGUUGCGUCACUGGGCCAACGAAAUCGAACACGGGCAGAGGAAUGCCCAGAAGUGUCCAAAAUGCAAGAUCCACAUCCAGAGAACAGAAGGGUGUGACCACAUGACCUGUUCACAGUGUAACACUAAUUUCUGUUACCGUUGUGGGGAGAGAUACCGCCAGCUCCGGUUCUUCGGAGAUCACACAUCAAACCUCAGUAUCUUUGGAUGCAAAUACCGUUACCUCCCCGAGAGACCACAUUUAAGGAGAUUAGUGCGAGGCUCUGUCUGUGCUGGAAAACUACUCAUUACGCCCCUAAUACUGGUUCUGGGACUGGCACUGGGAGCCAUAGCUGUUGUAAUAGGUUUAUUUGUGUUUCCUAUCUAUUGCCUUUGUAAAAAGCAGAGGAAAAGGUCACGGACAGGUAUGCCCUGGUAAGGAUGGACCUUACUCACCUGAACUGAGCUGGUCCUGCAAGGGCUAUACGCGCUUUGUGCAAAGGAGCAAUACAGUGCUGGUAACAGCAUCAAAGCCACCACCCUGGAUGAAGAAUGAGCAAUCUCCUGCCAUCUUCCCUCAGCUGAAAACACUACUGCAGACCAGAAAGCCUCUUUGCUCUGGUGCACUCUGAACAAGAUGGGCCCCCUGACUGCUGCUUUUUAAAUGUUUUGGGGUUUGGGUUUUGUUUUUGUUGGUUUGUUGUUUGUUUUGUUUUGGUUUUUUUAAUUAUUACUUUGGAGGGGUUUUUGAGUCUAAGUUUCUGAACUAGACAAUCAAAGUCUGUAUUGUAGCCACAACUCUACUACCGAUCUGGCCUGUGAAGAAAGCAUUUAACUGCUAACAUGUGCUCCGUUUAACUUCAGUGUCGGCCUUUAAGGGGGAAAUGCUUAGAAGCGUUUGGACUCUAACUGUAUACUGAGCAUACUACUUUUGGUAUUAAAAACUACUUCUGUAAAUAACUUCCAUCACACAGCAUUCUGUUCAGCAUACCGAAACCCCGUCACAUGCCAGAGCAUGACAGCUGGUUAUCUUCUGAGCCCUGCUAGUGGGCAAGAGUGUAGAUUUCCACCACCAAACUGCAGUGCCUCAGAGGGAAAUACCCUUAGAAUUGAAGCUCCAUGAUACCUACAAAUAUGCUGAUUGGUUUCACUUCAGUAUUUAAUUUAUGACAGUGUACUAAUAUUGAUUGGGGGGUGACAGAUUUGUUAGAAGAGUACAGCAUUUUGAAACUCUUCCAGUACAGAAAAAUUGGAAGGGUUUAGAUAAGAAGUGUCAGUGGUCUGUUCCUGUCCCAAGAUAUCCCUGAAGUGUCUUUCCAGGGAAGCUGGAAACCUGCUCUUCUCUUCUGACUUGGCACAAAUACACAUGCUACACACUAGUUGUGUGAAGACUGACGUGAUGAAAUUUUAUAACCUAAACAGCACGUUUCGUUUGUUUGUAGUAGGCUACUUAAGUCUUAGAGCAUCCACUGAUGUCUCAUGAGGAGAAUUGUGAAUUUGGGUAAGGGGAGGGUUCAUGAAUCAUUGGGAGACAAUUUCAUUGUUAUUAUCUGCUUCCAGUGUUUCUCUUCCUGGUGUGUUAGAGAUCUGAAGAGAAUAGCUAUCCUUGCUCUUGUUUCUUAACUUCACAGUACCACUGUUUGCUACCAGACCUCUUCCUCAGCACAUCACCACAAGAGCAAUGUAAUUCAGUGUUAGGAAUUAGCUACUGAGAAUUUUUUCGCUUUUAGUUAUAAUCCAAAUUUCUCAUACAAGUAUAACUUAAAAUAAAAAAGAGGAAAAUAAAUUUGUGUAAGCAGAACACUGAAACAAUAAAGGAAGGAACUGAAUAAGAGAAAUAUCUACUUUAUACUUUAAAUGUUCAAACUGAUCUUAAAGGAGAUUGGACUUCUACUUUGAAGGUACUUUUUUUUCAGUGGGUGUGCUUGAAGAUGCAUAUAUAUAUAUAUAUAUAUGGGGAGAGAGGGGAGCAGGGAGAUGGGCAGUGUCCUCAGAAGUCUACAGACUUCAAGAUGCCUACAAAUAGCAUAUCAUUUGAAAGGAUGUUCUUUGCACCACUUUCUUUGAAAACUGUUAUUAAAUCUGAAUCUAGUUGUAAUUUCUAAGCAAGUAUUAUGCUGCCCCACCAACCUAAUGCUGUUAUAAGAUGCUCACUGUGACUUCAAAGCCUCAGUGGAAGAAACUGAUGAAUUUUGUUUACCUGGAAACACAAGUAUCAGCUUACCGUAUUUGACUAGUAUGCUUGUCUUCUGCUAGCUUCUGAUUUUUUUGUUUGUUUGUUUGUUUGUUUUCUUGGUUAGACUUUUCUUGUUGUUGAAACAGUGUGUACAAGCACACCACAGUGGUCAACAAGUACUUAAUAUUUCCAUUUGAAUUUAGUGCAUGUUGACCUUUAUAAUAGUACCUUUAUAAGAUCUGGAAAUUAAGCAGGGAAGCAAUGUCAUUUAGAAGUAAAAUUCAAAGCCUAUUGUCAGUGCAAAUUCACCAAUUAAUUAGAUUUCUUAUGUGACAUGUCAGUUUUGUUUGAGUUCUGUCUGAGGUUGGAAGCUGCCUUAAAAUCGGUCUUGGUUUUGAGUGUGUUUUCUGAGGCUAUACAUAUUAGUUGUCUUUGGCUUACUCAGGGAUUUUUAUUCCUUUCUUUAAAUGUCAAAUAAUGAAGAUAUUUUUGUAUUAUUUAGAAAAACCUUCAGACCUCAGAGCGAGAUAAAUAGCUAGAUAGAUUUGGGUUUGCAGUGCAGUCUCUAAUAUGGUGUCAAACUGUGCCACUUGAGAAUAUUUUAGUACUUGAGAUUAUCUGUAGCUAACUAUAUGGCGGACUAAUUUCCUUUCUUUUCCUGGUUCUUUAUAAAUAUGUGAGAGAUUCUUACUGUCUUUAGCUGUUUUCACUCUGAUGUGUUUUCCACUUUCAGUUUCUGAUGGGAGUUCAGUAAUAUCUGAAAUUAAGAUGCUAGAAUAAAGAGCAUAAAAGGGAA